AUGGUUAAAGAUGAGAAAACUGGGACUUGCUAUCAUGUCGAUCACUUGCUCAAGGACUUCUACAGUGAAAAGCUUCAAAAAGACAUUUCCAUAACUGCCAAGGAGGCUGCAGAACUGAAGCGCAUACUUGCUGUUUUGGAUGAUCUUUCAGCUGAAGAGCUGGGUGCCAAACUUAAGGAGUAUGGCAUUACAGCUCCAGACACUAAGAAUCCAUUUUCUGAUCCAUAUCCAUUAAAUCUUAUGUUCCAAACAUCAAUAGGCCCAUCUGGCUUGAGCCCUGGUUCAUGCGGCCAGAAACUGCACAGGGCAUAUUUGUUAACUUCAAAGACUUGUACUAUUACAAUGGGAACAAGCUUCCUUUUGCUGCUGCUCAAAUUGGCCAGGCUUUCAGAAAUGAGGGUAUUAGCACAUAUCUUGGAGCAGCUCCCAUUGUUGAAUGUUUGGAAAAGCACCAACCUAAUGUAGUAAUAACUUCUUGUGUUGCAGAAGCUGCCUUAUUUUUGGUGCCAAUGGUAUGCAUUUUGUUUAUUCUCAUACAAAAUUAAUUACUCUUAAGAUAUUUCCAAGUUUGCCAAGUAAAAAAAAAGGUUUGCUUUAUAAAAAUAUAAAAAGCAGCA
This is a messenger RNA of Humulus lupulus (European hop), 617 nucleotides long. RefSeq names its product glycine--tRNA ligase, mitochondrial 1-like. The record is from RefSeq and is a predicted model, not a curated record. The transcript has 3 exons. Gene Ontology annotation, biological process: mitochondrial glycyl-tRNA aminoacylation. The coding region runs from base 1 to 465 and encodes 154 amino acids. Gene Ontology annotation, molecular function: glycine-tRNA ligase activity. Lineage: Eukaryota; Viridiplantae; Streptophyta; Magnoliopsida; Rosales; Cannabaceae. Gene Ontology annotation, cellular component: mitochondrion; cytoplasm.